UGGGAGGUCGAGGUCGGGUUCCCCUCCAAUUCAAGUCGUCCACCCGUGAUUUUGUCGCUUGAUAGCGGACAGCAAUCUGAAAUGCAGGCAACAGCAGCGAGCGAUUUGACCAACCAACCCUUGAAUUGAUGCGCGCACAAAGUCCCCAACACUGCAGUAGUCGCAGCGUAUUUUUCUGGUGAUUUUCCACUCUGCUGUCGAGUCGGCAGCUGCGGCGCAAACAUGCACAUCAAGCAGAUCAUCAUUCAGGGCUUCAAAAGCUACAAGGACCAGACCGUGAUAGAACCCUUCUCCCCCGGCACCAAUGUCAUUGUCGGGCGCAAUGGCUCCGGGAAGAGCAAUUUCUUCGCCGCCAUCCGGUUUGUCCUCAGUGAUGCUUAUACCAACAUGAGCCGCGAGGAGCGGCAGGCCCUCCUGCACGAGGGCUCUGGUUCAGCGGUCAUGUCGGCCUACGUCGAGAUCAUCUUCGACAACAAGGACAAGCGCUUCAGCGAACCGGGUGACGAGGUCGUGAUCCGCCGCACCAUCGGCCCCAAAAAGGACGAAUACUCGGUGGAUAGGAAGGUGCAGACUCGCGCAGAUGUUCUGAAAAUCCUGGAGACCGCCGGCUUUGCCAAGGAGAACCCCUUCUAUAUCGUACCCCAGGGUCGCAUCGCGGCGAUAACCAACAUGAAAGAGUCGGAGAGGUUGAACCUGCUCAAGGAGAUUGCGGGAACCAACACCUACGACGACCGGAGGUUACAGUCGCUCAAGAUCAUGGCCGAGACCAACAGCAAACGCGAGAAGAUCGACGAGACUCUCGCGUAUAUCGAGGAGCGGCUCAGUGAGCUGGAGGAGGAGAAGGACGAGCUUCGUGACUUCCAGGACAAGGACAGGGAGCGGAGGUGCCUCGAGUACGCGCACUGGCACCGCCUGCAGGCAGCGAAUGCCGAGGCGCUAGAACAGCUCGAGGAAACGAGGCAAGGAGGCGCCGGCGCUUCCACCAAGGAUCGCGCGCAGCUCCAAAAGGCAGAGAAGGAGCUUGCUGUUCUCGAUCAGAAGGCCCACGAGCUGAAGCAGAACCUAGAUCUGCUUGCCAUGGAACGGCGACAGCUGGACGACGACCGCAAAGACGCCGCUCGGGCCCGCGCAAAGGCCGAACUCAAGGCGAAGCACCUGGACGAGAGUCGGCAUGCACGGGAGCAGGCGCAACGCAAACAAGAGGCCGACCUAGAGGAGGUCAGACGAAAGAUCAAGGCAGCGGAGGCUGACAUCUCCAAGAUCACGCCCGAAUAUGAGAAGUGGAAGGCCGAAGAGGCCCGGAUCAGGUUGCAGAGGGAUCAGGCCGUGGCCGGCAAGAAUCGCCUGCUGACCAAGCAAACCCGAAGCUCCCAGUUCAAGACGAGGGCGGAGCGGGAUGCGUUUCUCCAACAGGAAAUCAACGAGGCGACCACGUCCUUGGGCGUGCAGAAGGCCAACGCGCUGGAUGCAAAGGAACAGGUGAAAGCGGUAGAGGCGUCCAUCGCGCAGCUAGAGAAAGCCAUCCAGGACAUCCGCCUCAAUAUCGAGGGUUACGGCGCUAACCGAGUCACGCUCGCUGAAAAGCUUACCAAGGCUCAGGAGGCCCGGGAGCAGCUGCAUGAGGAGCGGAAGAGGCUCCGGCGCGAAGAGGACAGGUUGAGCUCGCUGCUCUCGAACACCCGAGCAGAGAGGGAUCACGCAGAGUCCACACUUUCGCAAUCCAUGGACUCGGCCACGGCUAAGGGUCUCGCCUCAAUCAGACGGUUGAAGCGAGAGAAAGACAUCCCCGGCGCGUACGGCACUUUGGCGGAACUGAUGAGCGUGCCGAUCGACGCCUACAAGCUGCCGGUCGAGCAGGUGGCUGGGAACAGCCUGUUCCAUUACGUUGUCGACAACGACCGGACGGCGACCAUGCUCUCGGACCAUCUCUACAAGACGUACGGCGGGCGUCUCACGUUCAUGCCUCUGGAGCAACUGCGACCCAGGCAGGUCAAGAUGCCCAGGGCGUCGGACGCGCAACCUCUCAUUAGCAAGAUCGAAUAUGACGCCCAGUAUGAGAAGGCUUUCCAGCAAGUUUUCGGCCGGACCAUCGUCUGCCCUAACCUCACCAUUGCGUCCCAAUACGCCCGGUCUCACGGCUUGGACGCUAUCACGCCAGAGGGCGACACAACGAACAAAAGAGGUGCGAUGACGGGCGGGUACGUCGACGCACGGCAGUCGCGUCUCGAUCUCGUCCAGCGAGCCAGCAAACUGCGUGACCUGUACGAACAGCAGCUGGCGGACUUGGACAAGAUCCGGAAGGAGAUCGAAGUCGUCGACCAGAAAGUGACGAGCGCCAGCAGCGAGGAACACAAGCUGGAACAGCAGAUGCGCCAUUUCGAGAUGGGUUUCGAGCCCCUCAAGUCGGAGCUGCGCACCAAAAACGCGCAGCUCGAACGCGAACGGGCGCACCUCGAGGCGGCGGUGGAACGGGAGGCCCAGGUGGAGAGGAACCUCAAGGACCUGGACGACUCGAUCUCGAACUACCAGGCCGAGCUUUCGCAGGACUUCAAGAAGGCUCUGUCGGCGAGCGAGGAGCGGCAGCUGGAGCAGCUGAGCGCCGACGUCCAUCGGUUGCAGGGCGAACUGAAGGAAGUUAGCAAGAAGCGGUUUGAACUGGAGGGCCGCAAGAAGAUGCUCGAGACAGAGCUGCAGAGCCAUCUCCGACCGCAGGAGGAUCAACUCCGCAGCCAGGCCUUCGAGAAUUCGACCACCGGCGGCAGCGAGAGCUACAAAGACGCCCAGAGGGAGCUUAAGAAGGCACAGAAAGCCAUGGCCGAGGCGGAACAACAGUUGCAAGAGAACGAGCAGAAAGCUGAGAAGGUGAGCGGCGACCUCGCUCAGCUUCAGGCUCAGAGAGCGCAGAAGGAACAGGAGCUUCAGGAACUGCAGAAGCGGAUCGACCAGCACCAGAAGAAGAUGGAGAAGAACCUCCAGACGCGAGCCCGUCUCGUCAGCCAGGCUGCCGAGUACGCAAAGAAUAUCCGGGAUCUGGGGAUCCUGCCAGAAGAGGCGUUCGGCAAGUACGAGAAGAUGAAGCCAGAGCAGAUCGAGUCGAGGCUCCGGAAGGUCAACGAGGCGCUCAAGAAGUACAAGCACAUCAACAAGAAGGCGUUUGACCAGUACAACAGCUUUACCGCGCAGAGGGACCAGCUACUCAAGCGGCGGAAGGAGCUGGACACGUCGCAGAAGUCGAUAGAGGCGCUGAUCGAGCACUUGGACCAGGAAAAGGACGAAGCCAUUGAGCGGACGUUCAAGCAGGUGUCGCGCGAGUUCGCGACCAUCUUUGAGAAGCUGGUGCCCGCGGGGCACGGGCGGCUCGUGAUCCAGCGCAAGGCGGACCGCGGCAAGAAGGGCAAUGCGGACGACUCGGAGGAGGAGGCGACGGGGGUGGACAGCUACACGGGCGUCGGCAUCAGCGUGUCGUUCAACUCGAAGGUCAUGGACGAGCAGCAGAAGAUUCAGCAGUUGAGUGGUGGGCAAAAGAGUUUGUGCGCCCUCUGCCUGAUCUUUGCGCUCCAGGCGGCCGAGUCCAGCCCGUUCGUCAUCUUCGACGAGGUCGACGCCAACUUGGACGCGCAGUACCGCACGGCGGUGGCCAGCCUGCUGCAGAGCAUCUCGGCCGAGCAGAAGACGCAGUUCAUCUGCACCACGUUCCGGCCGGAGAUCGUCCACGUCGCGGACAAGUGCUACGGCGUCACCUUCCACAACAAGACGAGCACCAUCGACUGCGUGCCGACGGAGGAGGCGCUGAACUUUGUUGAGGGGCAGAAGAAGUGAAGGAAAGGGAGUGUGAGGGUUGCCGUGCACGGUUGAUAGUGGUACAUUUGAUGGGACUGGACUGGGACUGGGGCCGAGGCUGGACGAGGGCUUUGUGGUUUGUUUGCCUUGGGCUUAUGGAGAGUUCUUUGUUGACUUUGUUUUGCUUGGCGGCGGUUUACGGAAUAGGUAGAGAUGGAUGAGAUGCGGAGUUUCUUCCCCUUGUCCACCGGUUGCCGUCGUUGCAGCGA
This is a messenger RNA of Thermothielavioides terrestris NRRL 8126, 4049 nucleotides long. RefSeq lists its product as uncharacterized. Gene Ontology annotation, cellular component: chromosome. The transcript is spliced from 4 exons. Gene Ontology annotation, molecular function: double-stranded DNA binding; cohesin loader activity; ATP binding. Bases 223 to 3819 code for a protein of 1198 amino acids. The record is from RefSeq and is a predicted model, not a curated record. Gene Ontology annotation, biological process: mitotic sister chromatid cohesion. Lineage: Eukaryota; Fungi; Ascomycota; Sordariomycetes; Sordariales; Chaetomiaceae.